UCGCCCGCCCCGCGGCGCCGACGCGCGGUCCCUAGUUAAGGCGGCACAGGACUGGGGCCGAGUGUGGGUAGCUGCUCCAUUCUUUGGGUCGGGUAGUUUGUGAUACUGCAGCGCAGCCAUGGCAGAACCGCAGCCCGCGUCCGGCGGCCUCACCGACGAGGCCGCUCUCAGUUGCUGCUCCGACGCGGACCCCAGUACCAAGGAUUUCCUAUUGCAGCAGACCAUGCUACGAGUCAAGGAUCCUAAGAAGUCGCUGGAUUUUUAUACUAGAGUUCUUGGAAUGACGCUAAUCCAAAAAUGUGAUUUUCCUUCUAUGAAAUUUUCACUCUAUUUCUUGGCUUACGAGGAUAAAAAUGACAUCCCUAAAGAUAAAGAUGAAAAAAUAGCCUGGGCAUUAUCCAGAAAAGCUACACUUGAGCUGACACACAAUUGGGGCACUGAAGAUGAUGAGACCCAGAGUUACCACAAUGGCAAUUCAGACCCUCGAGGAUUUGGUCACAUUGGAAUUGCUGUUCCUGAUGUACACAGUGCUUGCAAAAGGUUUGAAGAACUGGGAGUCAAAUUUGUGAAGAAACCUGAUGAUGGUAAAAUGAAAGGCCUGGCAUUUAUUCAAGAUCCUGAUGGCUACUGGAUUGAAAUUUUGAAUCCUAACAAAAUGGCAACUAUAAUUUAGUGCUGUGAGAAUUCUUCUUUGAGAUUUCAGAAAAAAUGAAACCAUUUGAUUCAAGAUAUUUACAUACCAGAAGGCAGAAGCAUCUAGGACUGAUGGAUCACUGUCCCAAUUCAAAUUAUUCUUCAGUCCAUUUCCCCUUCCUAUUUCAGCUGCUCUUUUCACCUAACUGUUCAGUCAUUCUGGUUUUCAAGUAGUGCUUUAUCUUAUGUCCUUGGAUAUAGUUGUAUGACUUUACUUUUUAGGUAAUAAUUAGAACAGUUCCCUUCAGAGCCUACAUUUAUCUUCUUCUGCCUCCUAAAUAUUACUUCUCUUCAAGUCUGCCUUUGAAUUAUCAUUUUCAAAAAAAAACAUUUAACAUGUUUUUGUUGUGGUUAUCUUCUGGGGUUUCAAUUCCUCAGAAACAACUUUUUUCACUAUGGAAAGUAAAGAAUACUGAAAGUGUUCUUUCAGUAAAGUACAAAGUGUUUAUUUUACAAAAGAGAAGGUACUCUUGAGAGCAAUUCAGAAUCAUGCUGACAAGUAUACUGAUAGAAAAAGUAAUUUCUUCUUAUUUAUAAAGUACAUUUAAAGUUCAAGGACUGACCUCAUUUAUUUGGGAAAGGGGAGGAGGAAGGAAAUGAUACGGUGCCCAGACACUGGGCUAGGCUGCAGCUUUAUCUCAUUUACUCCCCGCAGCUAUCAUGUGAGGAAGAAAGCAGGCUAGACAUGCGAAAUAAUGUUCAUGGAUAAUUUAAGAUAGCAUAAAUCGGCUUAACUCCUCAAGAUUUCAUCAUCAGUUUUAGUAUUUAGACCGUGCCUGAAAGUUGUAGUACCUCACAAGACCUCCUUCACUGGUUUCUUGUUGUAAAAACGUUCAGUGAGUUUGACCCCUUGUGCUCUUGGCUCUUGGGCCUGAGUACCAUGGUGAGGGAAUAAACACUACAACUCUUUAGUACAAAACUGUUCUAGGGACACCCGCUGAUUCUUACAUAAGUGAUGUUUAUAUUUCUCAUAAAGAGGCUUCCUACCCCAAGGUCUUCAUGAUGCCAGUAGCCAUAUUUGAUAAAUUAUGUUCAGUAAGAACUUAGUUAUCAGAAAUCAGCUCAGUGGUCUUCCCUGCCAUGAUUGACAUUUGAUGGGUUUUUUAAAAGUCAAAGUGAGUUUUGAAACUCUCUAAUGGCACAGAAAAUGGAAACAUCCAGUGUGUGGUUGACUAUGUUUAGAUUUUCUCUAGACUCUAGUGGAAAACCUUUGGAAAGGUCGUGCCACCCGUGCUUGUACUGCUGGAAGCACUUUACAUGUCCUUUUUGGGUGAAAUGGAUUAUUGGGAGUGCUUUAAACAAAUAGCAAUACUUAUAGACUGAAAUAAAAUGAAACUUCAAAUAAGA
Callithrix jacchus (white-tufted-ear marmoset) is the source of this 2040-nucleotide messenger RNA. RefSeq names its product glyoxalase I (gene GLO1). Gene Ontology annotation, molecular function: metal ion binding; lactoylglutathione lyase activity. Lineage: Eukaryota; Metazoa; Chordata; Mammalia; Primates; Cebidae. The record is from RefSeq and is a predicted model, not a curated record.